AUGUAAAAUACUUAGCUUGAUCAAUUCUGUUAAGAACAUUAAGACCCAAUCGUUGCUGUAGUUUAUAAUGAUCAAAACACUAUCAGUUAAACAUUAUGUCUUAAAUGUUGGCCAUAAAAUUAUAAUAAAAAGGUAGUAUUGCUUAAAGAUGCAUUGGAUUUAUCUAAAAAUGUUAAAGAAGAGUAUCAAUAAUUUGAUUUUGACAAUAAACUAAAUAUCUAAAAACUUUACUAACUUUUGUAAGAACUUGAAAAACUUAAAAUUUUUAUGAAACAAUCAAUCAAUGAAUAAAUUAAAGCUAUUGAUAAUUGGAUAAAAAGUAUAUCUGAUCAAGAACUAUAAGCAAAAACUUCUCUUUCCAAUAAUAAUUUUGAUCUUUAUAUUUCAUUAUAGAAUGCUUAAUAAUAAUCUUAAGAAUCAUAAAAAUAAAAAGAAAAAUAUAUCUCAUUUAUUUAACAAUAACUAAUUUUAUUAAAAGAAAAUGAAUAUUUCAAUUAAAUCAAUGAAUUACUUAGACUAAUCAAAGAAGAAAAAUUUGAUUCUCCAUUAAAUUAAAAUUCCCAAUAAUUAUCUUAAAUUGAUAAUAUGUAACAUAAACUAAUUUGUUAAUAACAUGAAAAUGAAAUUGUUAUGGUAGAUUUAAAUUAAAAACCUAAAAUUCCUUAAAGAUUGGCAUGUGUUUAUUGUAUAUAAACUUAUCCAACUAAAUACACUGCAAUAAAAGUUGCAUAAAAAAUAUGGUAAAAAUAAGAAACAUAAAAAAUUCAAAAUCUAAAUAAAUAUUCAGAAUCAAUUGAUUAAAUAAAUCUUUCUUUGAAUACUAUAAAAACUACUUAUAACAAUAUUAUUCAAAAUGUAACAAGCUCUUUAACUUAAAAUAAAAAAGAGAUUAAAGAAAAAGCUGAAAAAGACUUAAAAAAUCUUAAUUUUGAUUGGGUAUCAUUAAAAAAUGAUGAUGUUACAGAAUUAGCAGAAAAAAUAAGUCAUAAUGAAAGUCAAGAUAGUGAAAAAUCAAAAAUUUAUUCAGAUAUUAUAAAAAUUAAUUAAGAAAUUAAUCAUAAAAUAAAUGAAGCAUUUAUUAAAAUGAAAUAAUCUUAAAACUCUGGUUAAAACUUAAUAAAAUAAUUAAUUAAUUAAGAAUAUUUUAAUUAAAAAGAAGAUUAAACAAAUGGCAUUAGCCAAAAUAAUUCAAGCAAAGAAAUUUCUUGCACAACAAAAAAGAAUUAACUUCAAACAAUUAUUUAAGAUUAUAAUGAUAAAGUUCAAUAGCAAUCAGAGUACAAUCAAUUGAUUAAAAAUAAAAAAUAAGAAAUAAAAAUUAAUAAAAAAACAAUUAAUGAAUAAAAUCCUGUAAAAAAAAAUCAAGAAAGUAAAGGUUCAAAUUUACUUGAAUUACAAUAACAAUCAGAUGAAGCCUUAAAAAAUCAAAAUAAUUAACAGAAAAUUAAAAAGUUACACUUUGCUUUAAAUUCCAACUCAAUAGAUUAAGAAAAAACUUGCCGAUCAUUCUCGUUUAGUACAGAUUCCACGUAUCUAAUAGCUGCUUGUGAGAAAUCAAUAAAACUUUAUAAAUUUAAUAGAGGAAGCUUAAUUUUGUUAAGAAUAUUAAAUGGACAUCCAAGUAUGAUAGUAACUUGCAUAUUUUUUAAAAAUUAAAAUAGAUUUAUAUCUGGAUGUUAUGAUGGUUCAAUGUUAAUUUGGUCAAAUUCAAAAGAAAAUGAAUAAGAAUGGAAAUGUGAAUAAAUAUUAAAUGACCACAAAAAUUAUCUUGGACAAAUAAUAUAUAGUAAAAUUGAUAAUAUGAUUAUUUCAUGUAGUAAUGAUAAUACUAUAAAGUUUUGGAAGUAAACUUAAAAUUGGAAAUUAUAUUAAACUUUGAAUGGUCAUAAUUAAUAUAUAUGUAGUAUUAGCUUAAAUGAUUCAGAAAAUAAAUUGAUAUCAGGAGCCUAUGAUGAUUAAAUUUUAGUAAGUGAACCAUAAGGAGAUGAUAAACGAUGGGUUAUAAUAUAAGUUAUUAAAGUAGAAUGGGGAAGAAGAUUAUGUUUCAUUACAGAUAAUAUAUUUACCUUUUAACCUUGUAAAAAAGAUUUAAUGUAUAUAUAUUAACAAAAGGAUUCUUAAAGUGAUUUUUAUAAAUCAAAGGAAAUCGCUGUUAAGUCUAACGGAUAAAGUUGCCUUUGGCUAUUCCCUUAAUAAUUUUCUAAAAAAAAAAGUUUAUUAGUAAACAAAAAUUGCCAUACCAUUAAUAUCAUCAGAUGGAAAAGAAAAAACAAAUUUAUUACCGAUUAAACUAUAAAUUUUGGGACAAAUGAAAUUUAUGGGUCAAUUUCAGAUGAUGGCCUUUGGCUUAUAACAUGGGAUAGUUCAUCAAAAUAAAUAUAAAUUAGAGGUCUGAAAUGA
Molecule: messenger RNA, 2400 nt
Organism: Paramecium sonneborni
Lineage: Eukaryota; Ciliophora; Oligohymenophorea; Peniculida; Parameciidae
Source: the annotation of a GenBank genome assembly